UGUCUCAAUGUGUUUUGGUGUCCAUAUGACCGAUUCUGCUGGACCAAACCUCAAAUGCAAAUAGUGAGUUGAAACCGCUUGUCAGAGAGGAAGCUGUGAUCUCUCAACUUUUUUGAGUGAUACAAUUCUGCAAGGUGGUUGAUUGCAUUGUAGAUUUGUCUUGGAAAUGGACAGUGACAGUGCCAAUGACGUGCAGGCAGAGCUGGACUCUGUGGAGGCAGAGCUGGAGGUGGUGGAGCUGCAGAUAGCUGAGCUGCUGGAGAAGCAGGCUAGCCUGACCUCCAGGAAGAAACGGCUGCUCUGCAAGCUGGAGGAGGCAUGUGACUCCGCCCAGCCCUCUGGAUCCUCCUCAGGCUCUGGAUCUGGACCUGCAAUGACCAAGCAGGAGCUGUUGCGCUAUGAGAAUGAUGAUUUCCCGUGGUCUACAGAGCUGAAGCAGAAUCUGAAGGAUGCGUUCCAGCUCUCUAAGUUUCGUCCUCUCCAGCUGAAGGCCAUCAACCUUAGUAUGUCUAGUAAAGACCUCUUCAUAGUGAUGCCCACUGGACGAGGGAAAAGCCUCUGCUAUCAGCUACCUGCAGUCUGCUCUGAGGGUUUCACUCUGGUCGUAACUCCUCUAGUUUCUCUGAUGGAGGAUCAGCUCAUGUACUUAAAGUCCAUUGACGUUGAAGCCGUCUCUCUCAAUGCAUCCAGCAGUAAGGAACAUGCUAAAAUGGUCCUAGCUGGGAUGACCGACACCAAAGCGCCUUUCAAGCUGCUGUAUGUGACUCCAGAGAAGAUAGCGAAGAGCAAGCUGCUAAUGUCGAGGCUAGAGAAGGCCUACAAUGCAGGCAGGCUUAGCCGUAUUGCUGUGGACGAGGUGCACUGCUGCAGCCAGUGGGGACACGACUUCAGACCUGACUACAAGCUCCUGGGGAUCCUGAAGAGGCAAUUCCCAAAGGUUCCGUUGCUAGGGCUGACGGCCACGGCAACCAGCAGUGUUCUAAAGGACUGUCAGAAAAUCCUGUGUGUCCCUGAGCCAAUCACACUCACCGCCUCCUUCAACCGCACCAACCUCUACUACGAGGUACGCUUUAAAGACUCGAACAGUGAUGAUUCAAUCAGUGACAUCUCAGCACUGAUCAAGGAGAGAUAUAAGGACCAGUCAGGGAUAGUGUACGUGUUUUCCCAGAAGGAUGCAGAGACAGUGUCAGCAGACCUACAGAAGAAAGGCAUCAAUGCAUAUCCAUACCACGCUAACAUGAAUCCAGAGGACAAGUCACAGGUUCACCGCAAAUGGGCCACCAACAAGAUCCAGGUGGUGGUAGCUACUGUGGCGUUUGGGAUGGGGAUCGACAAGCCUGACGUCAGAUUUGUCAUCCAUCACACCAUCAGCAAGUCCAUAGAGAACUACUAUCAGGAGAGCGGCCGAGCAGGCAGAGAUGAUAAGCCGGCUGACUGCAUUGUGUACUUUGGCUUCAACGACAUCUUCAGGAUCAGCACCAUGGUUGUCAUGGAGAAUGUAGGACAACAGAAGCUGCUGACCAUGGUCGACUACUGUCAGAACGUAGACAGGUGUCGGCGCUCAGUGAUCGCUGUUCACUUUGAUGAGGUUUGGGAUGAUGAAGGAUGCAACGAGAUGUGUGAUGUCUGUCGCCAUGGCAAUGACUACAUCACGGUGGACAUCACGCAGCAUGCUAAAGAUGUGGUCCAGAUUGUGGAGCUGGCGGGCUCUCUGGACGAGAAGCUGACCCCCUUGAAGGUGACCGAGGCCUGGAUGGGGAAGGGUCCGGCCAAACGCAGGAAGAUGAUCCAGACCACCACCCUGUCUCGCCUGGAGGUGGAGGCCAUCAUCACAAGCCUACUGCUGCAGGGAUACCUUAGUGAAGACUUCAGUUUCACUCCAUACACCACCUACUUCUACCUGAAGCUGGGUCGUAAGGCCCCACUGUUGAAGAACCAGAGUCACUCCAUCACCAUGAAGAUGAGGAGGACAGGCCUGGACGCCAACACGGUAAAUGUGACCCAGGUAAAGACCAAAGGAGGAAAGAGAUCUGGUGACAAUGCUGCAAACUCCCCUGUCACCAAGUCAAGAAAGACCUCUAGUGCCCCCCUGAAGAGACCAAAGAAAAAGAGGACCAAUUAGCUGCUGGAGCUAAAGAGGUGGUGGUGACCUCCCAGUCCCCUCCUCCCGUUGCCCCCAACGACAGCAGCACUCCCCCUCCCAGACACAACAAACUGAUCAAGAUGGAUAAAGAGCAGCAGAAUCUGGCCGGGAAACAAGACAAGGACCAUGACCAGACAGAAAGACAGACAGGGGAGGACCAGAAUGACCCUGCUGCUGCCCAGCCCACUGCCAUUGAAGUAGACGUAGAGAUCAAUAUUAUAGAGAAAGUUAAUGACAGCGAAUCCCCACUACCGCCAUUAAAACUACAUUCAAAACCUAAAUCAACCACCCCUCAAAAGAAGCGGAGGAAACCCUGUACUGCUGCUCCUGCUGUGGUCCCAGUGCCCUCAAAAGGUGCAGUUACAGACUCUGACCACCAGAGGCCAGCAUUGGUCAACUCUCCCUCCCAGGUCUCUAUCAUCUCCGAGGCUGCAGUGGAGGAGCUCUGUGACCUGAGGAACUAUUACAGCAAACAGCUGAGGCGGAUAAACUACAUUUCCCAUGAGUACUUGCAGAAUCAGGGGUGCUGGCCUGUAUCAGAGAGCCACUAAAGAGCCUGCGCCUCCCCCGUGGCGCAAUCAUCGCCCGGACGGCACGCAACCUGUGGACCAGAGUCGGCUCCAGAAGGAAACUCAUCCAAAGAUGACCCCUUGACCUUCCCUGGGACAGUUGACAUUCAGAUGUGGACACUACUGUACUGUAUCUCUAUUUUUCACGUCCAAUGUUGCCAGACCUAGAGCCUUGGGGCAGACGCGUCUACUUUAUUUUUGUAACUUGAUGUUCUAUUUUUCUGAAAUGGCUUUGACUGAGAGAAUAUCCGCAUCCAAGUUAGUUUGAGAUUUUAAUAUUUUACGGUUGGAUCAAUACCACUGUUAGCCUAAGAUAAAGAAUGAAGAGCUGUUUUUGUUGACAUUUCAAUAUUUUACUUUGGAUAAAGUACCACACAUGAACUGAAGAAUGUUUUCACAAUGUAUUAUUUGUCACUGUUUAAAUUUUUUUUUUUGACAUUUAUAUAUUUUGGUUGAAAAGUU
Messenger RNA from Coregonus clupeaformis (lake whitefish), 3174 nucleotides. RefSeq names its product ATP-dependent DNA helicase Q1-like. Gene Ontology annotation, biological process: double-strand break repair via homologous recombination; DNA replication. Gene Ontology annotation, cellular component: cytoplasm; chromosome. Lineage: Eukaryota; Metazoa; Chordata; Actinopteri; Salmoniformes; Salmonidae. Bases 167 to 2122 code for a protein of 651 amino acids. The record is from RefSeq and is a predicted model, not a curated record. Gene Ontology annotation, molecular function: nucleic acid binding; 3'-5' DNA helicase activity; four-way junction helicase activity. The transcript has 15 exons.